Oryzias latipes (Japanese medaka) is the source of this 17732-nucleotide messenger RNA. RefSeq names its product lysine (K)-specific methyltransferase 2A (gene kmt2a). The record is from RefSeq and is a predicted model, not a curated record. NCBI's taxonomy places the organism in Eukaryota, Metazoa, Chordata, Actinopteri, Beloniformes, Adrianichthyidae. Gene Ontology annotation, biological process: positive regulation of DNA-templated transcription. Gene Ontology annotation, cellular component: histone methyltransferase complex; nucleus. Gene Ontology annotation, molecular function: DNA binding; protein binding; histone H3K4 methyltransferase activity.
UUAUGUGGAGUGCUGGGUUAGGGUUCCGCCCACCGAGGUAUCUCUGAUUGCAGGGCAGACAGGCAGAGUGUAAAAUGGCGCACAGCUGUCGGUGGCGGUUCCCCGCUCGGCCCGGAGGGAGCAGCAACUCCGGUACCGGGAAGAGAGCGGGCCGGAUCAGGGUUACUGCCUCUUUGCGGAGUAUACCAGGAGCCCAGUCAAACACAGCUGGACUUGGACCUGGGUUUGAUGCGGCACUACAGGUUUCUUCGGUUAUCGGGAGCAACCUGCAGAAAUUUCGGGAUGUUUUGGGGGAAUCGAGCGACUCAAGCAGUGCAGAGGAAGAAGCUUUUUUGGGCUUUGGAACCUUUGCUGAACACACAGGGGCCCAGAGUCCCUCGGACCCUUCUUCAGCAGGCACAGCCGCACAGGAGAAGAAGCCCAGAGGCCGUCCCCCGCGGGGUCUGACUACUCAGAGAACGGCUGCAAGUUUAUCACCACACUCAUCGCUGCCCUCCCCUACACAGGCUAAACUUGAGGGUCCCGAAUUGCCAGCAGAAAAGGAGAAAAGGCUACCUGGGAGACCACCUGGCACUGGAGAGAAGCGAAGAGGUCGGCCACCAUCUUCAAGCAACAAGAAAGCUUGGAGUUCAGGAAACCAUGCAGCAGACGAGGACAGCAGGCUUGCUGAGUCUGAGUUGGGUUUGGACACGGAGGGGGAGAAGGACAAAAAGGCCGCAAAAAAGCCGCCAGCGGGCUCUGCUCAGCCUCACGACAUGGAGGCAAGGCUUUCCAAAGCUGGACGGAGUGAACCCAAAGUUAACAAACUGAAGAGGCUAACAGAAACUAAAAUGACGCCUCUCAAUCCACACCUCAAGACUGUGCCCGGUGUCCCCCGACGCAGGCCUGGCCGACCGCCUUCGGCCGAGCGUCUGAAAGCUAUGACUGCUGCUGCACAGCUGUGCACCUUGGUUGAAGGUGGGGAAGGGAAACAUAAAGCAUUUAGAGUCAGAGGUGGAGACAGCAGCACAGAUCAGCUCACAAGUCAGCAGGCCAUACUGAAGAAUGUGGAUGGGUCUGAUGACCAAGUCCCUUCCAGCGCAGCUGCUUCUCCUCCUCCGUCUAAAUUGGGUAAGCCAGUAGGCCUCAGAAAAAGCCCCAGACACGUAAAACCAGUCAGAAUAGUCCCCCCUUCUAAACGAACUGAUGCGACUAUUGCUAAACAGCUUCUGCAGCGUGCGAAGAAAGGAGCACAAAAGCGAUUGGAGAAAGAAGCCGUUGCCACUGGGGGCAGUGUGGUUUCAUCCUCUGAAGCUGGGAUCAGAAAAACCCAACUAAAAAAUAUCCGGCAGUUUAUCAUGCCUGUAGUAAGCACUGUUUCCCUUCGUAUCAUUAAAACCCCCAAGCGCUUCAUUGAGGACGAGGGCAGUUUUGGAACCUCCACACCCCUGGCUAAGAUGCCGCGUUUAGAGACACCCACCUCAGCACUUUCUACAUCUGCUCAGACCACGUCUGCCACCUCUUCAUCCCCUUCUCCUGCACUUGUUUCUGUUACUGUUGCCACUGCGAGCAGUGGUAUGACUGCUCCUAUUGUUUCGCCUCCUCACACAGCAUCUCCUGAGCCUAUUCACGCUGUCCCAUCAGCAGCUCCCAGCCUGCUCAACAGCAGCUCCAACACGGCCAACGGGAGAUUUAGCAGCAGUGCACCAUCUUGCGGCUCAAGUGCUGUGUCACAGCAUUCCUCCCAGCUGUCAUCUGCAGAGUCUUCCAGGUCCAGCAGCCCAAGCUUGGACGACUCGUCCUGCGACUCCCAAGCUUCUGAAGCCACGCAGACUUUGUCAGAUCAGGAGGACAAUUCCCCGUCUUCUCAUGGAGAGAGAGAGUCCAGUUUGCUGCAAGGGUCCCAACCGCUCUCUCCCCCCUCUGAAACAGAGCCCGAGCAUGUGUUGUCAGACAGGAGUCGCAGAGGCCGCAGAGCACAAGGGGUAGGUCGGGGUAGUCACAAACAGAGGGUCAAGGAGAGACUCACCACCAGGGUUAAGAAGCCAAUCAUCAGCCCACCAACAGGACUGCUGAUGCCCUCCUCUACGAUUGGGAAUUCCCAGCAAGCGUCAUCCACAGCUUCUUCUCCUUCGUCCCCCCCUCCUCCGCCUUCUUCUCUUCUUACUCUCACACAGCCUCCCCAAUCAAGUUCUUCCAGCGCAGCUGCCAUCAGUGAACACCUCUCGCAGCCAUCCUGGAUGCCUCACCCCAUCCCACCUUUCCUGCCCGGGUCACCUGUGCUGUCCAACUUGUCAGACAAACGGAACCGAUCGAUUCUCAGAGAGCCCACUUUCCGCUGGACCUCCAUGUCCAACCCUAAACUUCCCUGCUUCUCCUCGGCUAAAUAUGCCAAGGAGGGCCUCAUCCGAAAACCAAUAUUUGACAACUUCCGUCCCCCUCCUCUCACACUCGAAGAUGUUGGGUUGUUGCCCCAAGGCGUCUUAGGAGCCGGAGGAGCCACUGCAGGUGCGUUUCGAUUGCCAGGCGCCGGAGCAGGCACAGGCACUCGUCUGUUCGGCCCUCUUCAUACCCACCACCAGCAUCCCUCAUCAACCCGCUUUGAUGCACCACACGCAAAGCGCAGCCCAUUGCUUCGGGCUCCGUGCUUUACACCCAGUGAGGCCCACUCUCGCAUAUUUGAAUCAGUCACUUUGCCUUCAUCAUCUGGGAGCAGUCCCGGUUCUCUCUCCCCACAUCAGAAUUCCUCUUCUUCCGCUCAGAACUUGCGCCCUAGGAGACGACCGGUCUCUGUGGCGCAGCGCAGCAAUCCACGAUCUCCAUCACAUUCAAUGACCAGGCGCAGCAGCCAAAUGGGAGGCCAUGUUUCUGUAGGGAAAGUCACAUCUGAAAUGUCUGUGCUGUCAAGCUCCGUCUCCAGUGGUAACCCCAGCUCUUUGGCUAGUUCACUAGCCACUAGUGCCUUAGUGCCUGCUCCUUUCAGCACCUUCUCCAGUGUUUCUCUGAGUCUCCCUGCACAAGGAACACCUGAGAGCAGAAGAGGGGCAAAUGGAACCCCAUCUUUGUCAACUCCACCUGCCGCUCCUUCUCCACUUUUCUCUGCUUUUCCAUCCAGUGCUCAGGACACAGGACGAGGAGCCGGUAAAGGCGGCAAAGAAAAGGCUCCCCCGGAGCCAGCCACUAAAGAAAAAGAAAAUGAUUUUGAGAAGAACCGAGAGAAAGAGAAGGAAAAUAAAAGAGAUGGAAGAAAGGAUUUCGAGAAGAGAAAUAAGACAAUUGCAUUGGAUGAUUCCCCCAAUCCGCCGUCCAGCCUGUUUGGGGUAGAUAAGAGGGACUCAGAAGGUGGUGUCUUACACCUUUCACCAAAAAAAACCCCAGGGAGAAAGAAAUCGACAUCCGUCGACACAAUUUCUGACACUGCUUCCUCGGACGGGCGCGGCCUUCAUCACAGUUCGAUUGGUAAAGGUCGUCCACCCAAAAAAGGCAGACUGUCUGAGAAAGUAGCCGAAACAGAAAAUGUGGAAAAGGACAAAGAGAAGCGAAGCAUGCCUAACCAGCAGACACCAAGCCUUCCAGGGCAGCCAUCAGGCAAACAUCAGCUCCCCGUCUCCUUAUUAGUAAAGCAAACAGAGCAACAUCCUUUGCCAGAUAAGCGCAUAGUUGGACUCCUGAAGAAGGCCAAAGACCAGCUCAUUGCGAUAAAGAAGAAUAAGCAGAAACCUGCAGAGCAGAAUAAGGUCCAGGGUCAGGAAAGUGACUCGUCAGAGGCCUCAGUCCGGGGUCCACGGAUCAAGCACGUAUGCCGUCGUGCUGCUGUGGCGUUGGGCCGUAAUCGGGCCGUGUUCCCUGAUGACAUGCCCACACUUAGUGCCUUGCCCUGGGAAGAGAGAGAGAAGAUCCUGUCUUCUAUGGGGAACGAUGAUAAAUCAUCAGUAGCGGGCUCUGAGGAGGCAGAACCACAGUCUCCGCCCAUAAAGCCACGGGAGACACGGCAAAAAGCCGUUCAAGAGGCUCCACUCAAGAAGGGGCGUCGCUCACGCCGCUGUGGCCAAUGCUCAGGCUGCCAAGUUCCAGAAGACUGCGGGGUCUGCACCAACUGUCUCGACAAACCAAAGUUUGGAGGACGAAACAUUAAAAAGCAAUGUUGCAAGAUGAGAAAGUGCCAGAACUUGCAGUGGAUGCCCUCAAAAAUGUUUCUUCAGAAGCAGAGCAAAGACAAAAAGGACAAGAAAAAGAUUAAGUUGCCUGACAAAAAUCCUGUAAAAGGGCCCGUCACAGAGUCUGCCCCAAAAGCUACCCCUGCCCCACCAAAGGAGGAUCCUCCCUGUAAAAAGAGUGAAAGUCCCCCUAGAAAGCUGGGAGAGGAGAAAUCGAAACAGCUGCCAUUGUCAAAGCAAUCCUCUCCUAUCCCCUUGUCGACCCCCUCCCCAGUCGAACCUUCUCAGGCUUCCAACACAGUCACAUUUGAGGCUGAGUCUCCAUCUUUGACCAAGGAGGGCCCCAAGCAGCUCCCCGUUUCCAGCAAUACAAGCGGCAAAAAAGGCCCGAAACCACAGCAGCCCGCUCUGGCUUCUUCCUCUACAUCAUUAUCUUCCACUUCCUCUUCUUCUUCGUCCUCCUCCUCAUCUUCCUCCUCAUCUUCUUCAGCGCACAGUUCCCCCUCUCAGUCAACACCGCCGCAAAUGGCCCAACCAUCUCAACCUUCCCAAAUGGCGCAACAGCAGCCGUGGCCUCCCGCCAGCCAGCCGGCUUUAACAAAAGAGUCCUCACCCAAGGUUUCUCCGUGUGAACACAAGAAGAAACCCCAGCAGCACUCAGCACAACAGCAGAGCCCACUUCCAACAGCUGACUCAAAACAGUCAAAGAAGCCAACAUCUCGCUCUGUUCCUCCAUCAACUAAACAGAGACCAAAAGACAAGCCGCUGAACACUAAACCUACCAGCAGCAGUACUUUAAACUUGCUGAGCACUCCCUCGACUAGGGACCAGGUGAAGCCCAGAGCGCCCUGCGACGGAGUGCAUCGUAUCAGAGUGGAUUUUCAGAGGGACCAUGAUGUGGAGAAGGUGUGGGAGGCUGGAGGCCUCAGCCUGCUCACCUCUGUGCCUAUCACUCCAAGGGUGCUCUGCUUCCUGUGUGCAAGCAGUGGAAAUGUCGAGUUUGUCUACUGCCGGGUAUGCUGUGAACCAUUCCAUCUCUUUUGCCUGGGGGAGUCAGAGCGCCCUCUUCAGGAGCAGUUUGAGAACUGGUGUUGUCGACUGUGCCGGUUCUGCCAGGCCUGUGGGCGCCAGCACCAGAAAGCUAAACAACAGCUGGUAGAGUGUGAUAAGUGCCGCAACAGCUAUCACCCGGAGUGCCUGGGUCCCAACUACCCUACCAAACCCACCAAGAAGAAGAGAAUCUGGAUUUGCACCAAGUGUGUACGCUGCAAGAGUUGUGGAGCCACUAAACCUGGGAAGUCCUGGGAUGCUCAGUGGUCACAUGAUUUCUCCAUGUGCCAUGACUGUGCCAAACUCUUUGCUAAAGGUAACUUCUGUCCACUGUGUGAUAAGAGCUACAGCGAUGAUUACUAUGACAGCAAGAUGAUGGAGUGUGCUCGCUGCAAACAGUGGGUUCAUGCAAAGUGUGAGAACAUUACAGAUGAAAUGUUUGAACUGCUGUCAAAGCUGCCAGAAAACAUUGCCUACACCUGUAUGAAAUGUGCCGAAUGCCAUCCUGCCGAGUGGAGAUCAGCUCUGGAGAUGGAGCUUCAGGGCUGCAUCCGCAAUGUCCUCAAUGCACUGCUGAACUCACGCACAUCCACACACCUGUUACGCUACAGACAGGCGGUGAAGCCUCCAGAGCUGAAUCCGGAAAUGGAGGAGAGCCUUCCGUCCCGCCGUUCCCCGGAGGGCCCAGAUCCUCCAGUCCUCACUGAAGUUGCCCCCACUACCCCUCCCGGUGACUCCCCUCCAGAUCUGGAGUCUGUUGAGAAGAAGAUGGAUCAAGGCCAUUACAGGUCACUGCUGGACUUUAAUGAUGACAUUGUGCGGAUCAUCCAGACAGCCAUUAAGGGUGAUGGAGGCCAGCCUGAGGGCAGAAAGGCUAACAGCAUGGUGAAGUCCUUCUUCAUUCGGCAAAUGGAGCGAAACUUCCCGUGGUUCAAAGUGAAAGAGUCGCGGUUCUGGGAAAGCCAAAAAGUCUCUGCCAACAGUGGGCUCCUCCCCAACGCUGUGCUGCCUCCAUCCCUGGAUCACAACUAUGCCCAGUGGCAGGAGAGACAGGAGCUUUCCCGUGCUGAGCACCCCCAUUUCAUGAAAAAAAUCAUUCCAGCCCCCCAGCCCAAGACUCCCGGUGAACCUGAUUUGCCUGCUUCUUCCCCUCCUCAACCUCCUGUCCUGCCUCCGCCCCCCUCUCUCCUACCAGAUCUAGACGACGGACCAGAGCCCCCUCCUCCACCAGGUGUCACUGAUAACAGGAAAUGUGUUUUUUGCUUCAAGUAUGGGGAUGAGAAAAUUAAUGAGUGUGGCAGGUUGCUGUACAUCGGUCAGAAUGAGUGGACACAUGUCAACUGUGCUCUCUGGUCUGCUGAGGUGUUUGAAGAUGAUGAUGCAUCUUUGAAAAACGUUCACAUGGCUGUUCUCAGGGGAAAGAAAAUGUGCUGUGAAAGGUGCCAAAAAACAGGGGCUACAGUUAGCUGCUGCUUCACCUCCUGCACCCGGAACUACCAUUUCAUGUGCGCCCGCCAGUGUCAGUGCACCUUCUUGGAAGACAAAAAAAUCUACUGUCCAAAACACAGGGAUGUCAUCAGAGGAGAGGUGGUAUCAGGGUUUGAGGUAACUCGUAGAAUCCUAGUGGACAUGGAGGGGAUUAACUUUAAGAGGAAAUUUCUGGCGGGACUGGAGCCAGAAAGCGUCCAUAUGAUGAUAGGAUCCAUGAAAAUUGAUUGUUUGGGAAUACUGACUGAACUCUCAGACUGCAAACGCAAACUCUUUCCUCUAGGAUACCAGUGUUCAAGGGUGUACUGGAGUACCUUAGAUGCUCGAAAGCGAUGUGUCUACACUUGUAGGAUUAUAGUUUGCGACCCUCCUGUGAGAGAUUCUGACUUGAAGAGUGCGAUGACUCCUGAAGAGAAUUACACUAUUGCACACAGCCCACCUCCCAAUGCAGAUGUAGACUUUCCUGAUCCAUUCGAGUCACCGAGGCGCUCGGAUACACUGUCUCCCGCCAACACCCCCAAGCUCAGGGUUUAUACCAGAAACCGACACCCCAGUUACCCGCCUUGUCCACGCUCACUCGGCCCCAAGCUCAUGCCAUCUGCAGGGAUUACUGUGCAACCCCAAGGCAAGGAGGUCAUGACAUUUGGGGAUUCCCUGGUGAAUGCUGGUGUUCAGAAUAUCGAGUCGAGACGUCACAGCUCCCCUUCUCUGUCUCCUGCGUCCUAUCAGUUAAACAAACAACGAGGUGUAACUUUUGCAGCUCAGAUUUUAACCCGGCCCCUUACUUCACCUCCUCCUCUGAUACCCUCCCCCGCCAGAGACCCAGAAAAGUCGAGGCACCUUAGCAAAGACUCAGCUAAGAUCCCGGCCCAGCGAGAUAACGAUCGAGGAAAGCCCCUUUCUGAAGAGAGAUAUAGACAGCCAAACAAAAAGCAGAGUUUGAGAGACGCAGACAAGAGCAGGACUUCAAACCGAGAUCACCCAUCCAAAGAAUCUGACAAGAACAGAUCGUCUAGCGAAAUCGGACAAAGAGAAUCCGACAAGGGCAAAAAUUCAACCAAAGACCCAGAAAAGAGGAGGCCGCUAAGUAAAGACUCAGGUCUAAAAGAAUCAGACAGGGGGAAACCUCAGAGUAGAGAUCCUUCAAAAGAUUCAGAAAAGCCAAGACCAGCAAGCAGAGACCUUGACAUGGGAAGAAAAGUGAGCAAAGAUUCCAGCAAUAAAGAGACAGAUAAGAGCAAAUCAGCUUCUAGAGACCCCAGCUACAAGGAUUCUGACAAAACUAGAUCUCUCAGUAAAGAUUCUGCAAUGAGAAACAUUGACAAGCACAGGCAGUAUGGCAGGGAAACAGGAAAAGACUGUGGUCAAGGGAAAGACAGACCUCCUAGCAGAGACUCUGAUAAAGGUAAGCAUCCGUCAAGAGAUUCCAGCUAUAGGAACACAGAGAGAAUCAAAGAAACUGGUUCAGGGAAAGAAGUUAACCCAGGCAGCCAGUGCAAACCAAUGAGCACUGAGAACAAGAGCUCCAGACUGGCUCCUGCAGGCUGUGGUCAGUCCUCUCCUCCGGUAGGCACUGCAGUUCUCUCAGGUCUACAGAGAAGUGGCAGCAACAAACAAGUAGACAAGCAGGGGAAACAUGGAGGCAAAGACCAAGAUGUGUCUGCAAGCCUGAACUUCUUGUCUCAUCACCGUCCCUCUUUCAACUCCAACACAACAUCAAGCAAAGAAAGGCUCGCUUCAGGAAAGGACAGCAUCAGCGGCACAAGAAAUGCAGUCCCACCUCCACUCCAAAAAGAUUCUGUUGUUGGAAAAUCUUGCUCCCCGCAGAAGUCUAUCACACGGAAAUCAAAUGAACACGCAUCAGGUCCAGCCACAGCAGCAGCUGCGAAGACUCAGUGGUUGUCAAAGGCGUCAGCAGAUGAAGAUGUUAUCAAACGAGGCACCAUGCCCCUGGCCUCUCCAAAUGCAGCUUCGACUGCCAAAGACAAGCACCCCAAAGUUAAGGCAGCAGGCAGCAGAGACGUGUCCAAAGACAGAGAAAAGAACAUUCCAAACAGCAACAGCAGUAACAAAAUGCCACUUCUCAACAAUAACACAAAAGCUUCUGGCAGCUCCAACACGCAUGCUUCAAGCACCAGCUUCUACAACAGCAGCAAUAACAAAGUGCUUGGGAACAGCACCAAAGCCCACGGGAAGGCUCAGGGGGAGAAGCAUUUUAACCUGGAAGGGGACAGGUCGUCCUCCAAGAGCAGGGACAAUUACAGCUGUCCGGAGAGGAAGAACAGCUCCAGUCUGGAGAGCAGCUUGCAGCAGCUGCAGCAGACUAGUUUAGCAGCUGAGACGGGUGGAAACACCACUGUUCAGUCUUAUAUUAAGCAGGCAGCUAACCAGCUACCACUGGCUUCCAGAGAGAAAAAGAGAUCAGUCAGGCUCUCUACCCCAACUCCACUGAAGACUGAUAAAAUGACUGACCCUAAUGGCACUAUCACAGCUGCAGGCAUUUCCCCAUCCUCCUGUCACACUGGCACUACUUCCUCUGCCGCUGCUGCUGGACAGACAACUCACUGCUCUGUCCUUUCUGCCCUCUUUUCAUCCCCAUCUGCCAGCAGCAGUGACAGCUCGGAGUCUGAUACUCGGACUCAAGCAGAGGAGCACGAGCUUCACAAAGACUACUCAAGCAACAAGCUCCGAGAUCACCACAGUCUACUCACCGAGUGCGCAGACGACGACGGCCCAGAGGACGACCACAACAGAAGUUUGGAUGACAAACAUCACGAAGAUGACAGCGACGGGUCAGGGUCAGCGAAGCGGCGGUACCCGCGCCGCAGCGCUCGUGCCCGUUCCAACACGUUCUUUGGUCUCACGCCUCUUUAUGGAGUCCGCUCCUAUGGGGAAGAGGACCUUCCCUUCUAUGGCAGUGGUGACGGAGCGGGCCCUGUGGUGAAGAGGAGGACAGGCAGUCGUAAGAAGUCAGCGGAAGGGCAGGUGGAUGGAGCAGAUGAUAUAAGCACCUCAUCUUCAUCAGGGGAAAGUGGAGAGGAUGACGAUAGUGGAAUGAAACAGAGGGGUAAAGAUCCUUACUACUACAACUUCACUCGGACAAUUAUCAAUCCCGGCGAGGGCCUUCCAUCUAUAGAAGGAUUAGACCAAUGUCUCGGAAGGGGGUCCCAGCUCCAGCGCUUUCUCAAAGAUGAGGAGCAGCAGCAACAAAGAGUUCAAGAAAAAACAGAGACGGACAUGCUGGGAUCUCUGACCCUUGGCAAGCAGCAAAUAGGCCAGCUUGACGGUGUUGAUGACGGCUCUGAGAGUGACACCAGCAUCUGCACCACCAGCAACACGACUACCACGGCCACCUCCACGUCCACGCCUCACAAGAUUACUCCAAAGAGAAGGGGCAGAGAAAGGCACACAGAGAAAACUGCUGCGCACGUUUCAAGCAAAGAGGCGGACAGCUGCGGCGGAGCCGUAAGCAGCAACACCCGGGAAAGCAGAAGGAACCAGAAGGAAAACUGCCUUCCUCUAGGAGGUAGUGUCAAGUCCCAGCCUCAGAGUCAGGCCCAGGACCCCCUGGACACUCCACUGACCCUCAGCACAGACCUGCUUAAAUCAGAUUCCGACAACAACAACAGCGACGACUGUGGGAAUAUUUUACCAUCGGAUAUCAUGGAGUUUGUGUUGAACACGCAGUCCAUGUCUUUGCCAACUUUAGGUCAGCAGUCUGAGCCACUGCUGGAUGAGAGCUAUGUAGGAGUGGAUGUCAACAGGCCUAAAGAUAUGCUGUUUGGUGACUUUCCACAGCCACUAGCGAGUGGUGAAAGCGGAGGGGUUGUGGAGAGCAGUGUUAAUAGCUCCAUUUCUGUGGAAGAGCCUUAUCUUCCAUUGGAGCUGCCCUCAGAUCUGUCCGUCUUGACCACACGCAGCCCCACUGUCGGCACAAGUCAGAACCACUCUGCCGGGACUCUUAUCUCAAAUACCUCAAACCGUACUAUUCUAGGCCUAAACUCUGACUCGGAGACCAUCAGUGGAGAAAAGAGUGGGGGUAAGAAAACAGCGGGGCCAGCUUUGUCCCCCUCUGAGAACCAGCAUAACAGCACAGCUUUGGGAAACAGGGAGACUCAGGUUACAGAAGGUCACAUGACUCCUGAACAGUUUAUUGCCAGUCCUGCUGUCGGCCCCGUGAACGAAGCUCCAGCUAGCCAGGAUGUUCCAAGGAAUCCGGGUACCCCUGGUUUGCCAAGUUCUCCAUCAAUGCCCCUUCAGGGUCAGAAGUACCUCCCAGCUUCUGUGACCACUGCAGGCAGCCCCAGUCCGGUGCCUGGACCAGGACCUUCCCAGACUCAGGUUUCCAGUCCUGCUGUCAUCAAAUCAGGCCCAGACAAGCUCAUCGUGGUCCAUCAGCAAUUCCAGCCUCUUUACGUCCUUCAGACUGUCCCUAACGGAGUCACUCAAAAGAUUAGCGCCACAGGAGUGAUGGACACUGCUUCACCCACAGUGCUAAGCUCCAUGACACUCACCACAGGUUUGAAUACUGGUUUAUCAUCAGGUCAGCCUAUGUUUCCUGGUGGGGGCAAAGUCCUGGGCACCAUACCCCACCCCUCUCAGAUUCACGCCUUCACAGGACCCACACAGACAGGCUUCCAGACAGGAAUCCCGAGCACCACCUCCGGUCUUCUCAUUGGUCUUCCCUCUCAGGCGCAUGACCAGUCCCAGAUUCUUGUCUCAGAAGCUGGUCGGCCACACGAGUUGGGUCCUAGUGUCGCCAUCGUUUCCAGCCCCUCUUCUAUGAACUCUUCCCCAGCUGUGCUUGCCUCGGCUCAUGGCAAGAAGCGUCCCAUCUCUCGCCUGCCAAGGAAAAGCAAAAAGGCGAGCCGCUCUCGCAGCCAGCCCACUCUGGCGCCCUCUGACGUGGCCCCCGCCAACAUGACUCUCAUCAACUUGUCUUCCCCACAGAUCACUGCGAGCAUCCCCGGCCAACCGAGUGGUCUGGUCGAGUUAAGCACCCUGUCCUCUUCCCAGCGCAAGGUUCCCAAUAUUAUCAAAAGAAAAUCAGGGGGGUUCAUGUACUUGGACCCCACUACCCUGCUACAGCAGAGGAUUCCUGGUACCACCCAGUCUGGAAUUAUGGGUCACGAAUCCUCCACUCAUCUGAUACCUUGUACCGUCUCUGGCCUCAGUCCCAGUCAGUCAGUUUUGAAUGUUGUGUCUGUGCCCCCAAGUGGCUCCGCUGGCCUUCUUGCACCUGGAUCGGUGUCCCUCUCCACCCCUGUUCUUGGAUCCACUGAGAUCACUGGGCCAAUCAGCAACCUCCUUUUUAAAGCAGGUCCUCAUGGUCUGGGCCUGUCAGACCAGCCGGUGGUCAUUCAGUCAGCAGGGACGGGGACUUUGAUGUCACAACUUAGCUCUCCUGUUCAAACAUCUAUCGCUAGUAGCAUUUGUGUCCUGCCUACUCAGCAGACCAUCACCAUGGCCGUCAACCGGCAGGGAGAGACAGAGGUUAAUAACCUGUACUUGCAACAUCAGUCCCAGCCUGUUAGUAGAGCGCAGACCGUGGACUCCUGUGCAAACAACACUGUUGCUUUAUCCCCGAGCCCAUCUACACCUCAAAGCCCCGCCAAAGGACGUGUCGUCGGAGUGUUCACUCAAGCACUCCCCUCUGCGCAUUCCCAGAGUAGCAGAACAACACCCAUCGUGAGAUCGUCGGAGCAGAGGCCACUCAAUUCUACCACAGCGGGAUCAGGCGCACUCUCAGAGAAGAGCAAACAGAAGGUGAAGAGGAGCAGGCAGAGCCUGGACUCAAGCAGUGGCAAAAAGCUCAAGGCCUCACAGGCAGAAGAUCAAGUCAACAAACCUGCAGGGCAGCUUCCAAUCUUAAAGCCAAGCUCCAAAGACCUGAGCUCUCCUGAACCCAUGGACACAGCCAAGCCCUCAGAAAAAACCACCAGCAAAAGUGUUCUUGGUAACAAGAAGUCACCUGAAGGGACUGCUGCACCAGGGAAGCCAGUAGGAAAAGACAAAGCGUGCCCUGUUGGAAGAGGCGUGUCUGUUCCUGUGUCGCUACCACCCAACAAGGACAGCAACGUCGAGGAUCCGAGCACGGACAGCAAACCCAAAAAAGGAAUCAUCUUUGAAAUCUGUAGUGAGGAUGGCUUCCACAUUCGCUCUGAGAGUAUUGAAGAUGCCUGGAAGUGCUUGACGGAUAAGGUGAAGGAGGCUCGCUCCCACGCAAGACUCAGCGACCUCUCUUUCGAUGGUGUGAACGGACUGAGGAUGCUUGGCAUCGUUCAUGAAGCCGUGGUCUUCCUGCUGGAGCAGCUGUGCGGUUCCAAACACUGCCGAAGCUACAGUUUUCGCUUCCACAAACCAGAGGAGAGCGAAGACCCUCCCCUCAAUCCCCACGGCUCUGCCCGUGCAGAAAUCCACCACAGGAGGUCUGUGUUCGACAUGUUCAACUUCCUGGCCUCAAAACAUCGUCAGCCGCCCGAAUACAGGCCACAGGAGGAAGAGGAGGAUGAAGGUCAGCUCAGGAUCAUUAGGCGAGCGUCCAUGGAGCUGCCGCUUGCUGUCAGGUUUAAACAGCUCAAGGCCAUGUCCAAGGAAACUGUUGGAGUUUACAGGUCUCCUAUUCAUGGCAGAGGUCUGUUCUGCAAGAAAACCAUUGAGGCCGGGGAGAUGGUCAUUGAAUAUUCUGGGAAUGUAAUUCGGUCUGUACUCACUGACAAACGGGAGAAAUACUAUGACGCAAAGGGGAUCGGCUGUUACAUGUUUCGCAUCGAUGACUACGAAGUGGUGGAUGCUACGGUGCACGGCAACGCCGCCCGCUUCAUCAACCACUCCUGUGAGCCGAACUGCUACUCCAGGGUCCUCACUGUGGACGGCCAGAAGCACAUCGUCAUCUUUGCCUCUCGCCGCAUCUGCUGCGGAGAGGAGCUCACCUACGACUACAAGUUCCCAAUCGAGGACGCCAGCAACAAGCUGCCCUGCAACUGCGGCACCAAGAAGUGUCGCAAGUUUCUCAACUGAUGGCCAUUUUUUCCUAUACUUCUCUGAAGAGCAGCGUCCAACACCCUGCUGAGGCUUUGCCAUGGCUUCAUGUCAACGUAUUGGUCCGGCCCACAGAGACCCUCUUCUGCAGAUUUGGAAGAGACAGCAGCUGUGGGUCAUACUUUAUAUGCAGAAAGGGCCAUUUUUUGGAGGAUGGGCCAUUCCAUCUGAUGUGCCUCCUUUAGUCUAUUUUAAAUUUGGCAUUGGACAUUUCUUCGGAAGAGGUCAGUAAUGACGGAACAGCAUCGCAAUACUAACUUUUAUUUAUAUUUGGAUGAUUAAGUUUCCCCUUCAUAGCAUAUUUCAACACAUAUGUGCAGAUUUGCUCAUGUGAACAGAGAAUGACAAAAAAGUGAACAAAUUGGUUCCAUUUUUCCACCAAAGUGCAAAAGUUUCCCCUUCAUAGCAUAUUUCAACACAUAUGUGCAGAUUUGCUCAUGUGAACAGAGAAUGACAAAAAAGUGAACAAAUUGGUUCCAUUUUUCCACCAAAGUGCAAUUUGCUGAGGGGACAUUUGGUUAGCCGUUCAGAUUGACAGUGAAUUCAUGGUGUUGUGUUUUAUCAUCAGCUGUUCGUGGUUCAGAUCUCCCUGUUUGAAUGUGCCCUGAUGCCUUUAGUGGUUUUUCUAGUUUACUGGGAGCUUCUCCUCGGCCGAAGCAGGGAGGUCCGAGCGAUUGAGCGGAACAGAUGGAAACACUAGAGGGAGCUCUAGCUACAGGACAGACGAGGGAAGAAAGUCCACAAAAAAAAAGAGAGAACGUUUUUCAAAACUUGAUUUUUGUCGUUGGGAUGAAACGGUAUUAGAUUGAACUUGAGUCUGACCGCUUGGGAGCAACUUGGAUGUGCUGUGGAGGAGAUGAAGUCUCUUGUUGGGGAGGGCCAGGCAGCUAGAGGUUCUGGUGGACUGACAAGCAUGGGACCAGAGAAACCCACUGCUGUGCUUCGGUGUCAUUGAUUCAUUUCUUUAUUUUGGAAAGUUGCACAGACAGGCGUAUUGCACAUUUGUGCAUGCUGCUUUUUGUUUUGAAUUCGAUUAUUUGUGUGUGUGUGUGUGUGUGUGUGUAAACUUGAACUUUCCAGUUAUGUUCCAAAUUACAGCAGCAGGAAAACCAAACAUUAAGCCCUUAAGCUGAAUUUUCUUCUUGACCUGUUGCGAUGAAUAUUAUCAUGAGAAAAGUGUUUAUUUGUUUUUUUAUUUGUUGUCUUUUUAUUACGGACAGGGAAAUAUGCUUACUUUUCCAAAAUGUAAAUAAUGUAUAUUUUUCUAAAAAAAAAAAAAAAAAAAGAAGAAAGUAAACAGUUGUUCACAGCACUUAAUGAUGGUAUUUAUAUAUUUUUUUAAAAUUGUAUUUAUUUUAAUUGCCAUUUUUGUAGGAAAUAGAGGUUUACAAACACUAAUGCUUUGUCUCUGUUUUAUAUUCCACUUUUUAACAUUAUUUUUUGGUUUUUUAAAUUCAAAGCCUGAAUGUUUUUUUUUUUUCUUUAAUUCCAAAGACUGACGCUGGUCUGUGAGGGGAUUCCCUUUUUAAGUUCAGUCCACCAGUAGCUCUUCAUUCACCCCAGGCCGUUUUACCAGAGCUUUUUCUUUUCUAUGUUGGUGAUAUGGCAGAUAUGUGAAUUCUUUUUAUUAUUAUUAUUAUUAUUAUUAUUAUUAUUAUUAUGCACUUGAGAGAGGUAGGAUUAUUGGUCGUUUGCUGAUAUCUCUUUUCUCCAGCCUUAUUGUCGCCACAGCCCCACACCCAGUCUGCCUACUGGCUGCUCCCAGGCAGUCACACCAUGGGUCAACUGGCACUAAAGUAAGCGUGCACAUUUGUUUUGUUUUUUUUAAACUCGGCAGAAUCCCACCGGUCGACGGUGAUGAGUCUCUCUCUCUGCAGACCCUGAAACAAAGAGGUGCCUUUAAUUUAACCAUAAACUCCAGUCGGCUGCAGAUCUCCUCUGAAUCCAUCUGUGAUCUGUGUUGUCCGUGGCUCACCAGCAUUUGGAAAACAUGCAUUCGGUUGUGUCUUCUUGGUGUUUGCCUUAGUUGUAAGUGAGCAUGUCCUUUUUUAAAGCUGUUUUUUUUUUUGUUUUUUUUUAAUGAGGCUUGAAUGGAAUAUUGAGGCGGGACAAUUGGCGUCCACAGUUUGAUCUGAAGUCUGUGACUGCAAUUUGCCCCCCCCCCCGUUAUCGUUUUCCACUCAUGCCGGUUUGGUUGGGACGUCAUGGCCGUCAGCAGUUCCUCCCGCACUGCCCCCUUGCUGUGAACUUAAGGUGAAAUAUGACCCCUGAAAGGUUUGCACUUUAGCUGUGACACAGGCACUGAAUGGACAUAGGAAAAACAUCUCUUUCCCUGAAACCACAAGCACUCACGGUCAGCUGGGACGCUUUGAGUCUGUGCACCCGGCUCUUUGGGGUUGUUGGGGGGCCGCAGCAAAGUGCACUUCUCUUGAUUCUUUCUCUUCAGCAAAGUGAGGGCAGGGACUGAACCAGCAGCCCUCUCCUUCCUGUUGGUGCAACGUGUGCACCGUUGGGCUGAGGCUCCUCCGCUGGCAGAGCGGCCCCGUACAGCGGCACCGACUGUGGGCCCGCUGAGUUUCUGCUGCUAAGGUCAACAAUGAAUGUAUAUUCUUCCUUCACACGAUGUUGAAGCUUCGUCAGCUGUAUUUGUUUGGAGUUCUUGCGCAACCCCCCCCGGUCAACAUGGAAGACGCGGACGAGGCCUGAAAAGUGGGCUCCAGCAGCAGUUUUUUUCCUUUUUUUCCGCACCAGGAAGAAACCGGAAGCGCGAGCAGCUGAAGGGAGCGCCGUUUCUGUCCACCGCAGAGCGGUCAGCGGCGGUGGGCGGAACAGUUACUGGCGCGAAGGGCUCUGGGCACGACUCUCACUUCACAAGCUCCACUUCUGCGUUUUCAGGGUCAACAAGAAGUCACUUACUUUACAGAAUGAAGCGAAUCCAAUAAGGAACCAGCUUCUGUUGAUUCUCGGGACAUUGUUCCACGCCACACCAGUGGCCCUUCUCCGUCAUGAUCUGUAAUUAUAGUAUAAAUACUUGACAACAUUAUACAGAAACAUGCAUAGUAACUUCUUGUACUUUAGUAUCUAUAGUAUAUGGAAUGGUCAGACAAACUUAGUUACCGUAGCAAAACAGCAGAUUUAUAACGGUUAAAGCAAUGUUUCAAUGUACCUAUAAUGGUUUUGUGUUACAGUACUAUCAGCUAACGUGCAUCAUUCUUUUGUAUAUGGAUAUUCAGUACCACUUUUCUGCCGUGCCGGCGCUGCUCCUCCACCAGCGAGGAGCGGCGCCGCUUUUCUUUUCUCUCUGGAGCAGAACGGUUUUAAUGUGAUGAGAAAUGUUUUUAAUGUGGUUGUGAACUUCUCUGAAGUCAGACAUUUGAUUGGAUUUCAUUACUAUGUGUUUUUUUUUUGUUUUUUUUCCCCCCAGUUGUCAUAGUGAAUGUUUUGUAUGUUUUAACAGGGGUAUCAGAGAUGACGGACGUAAAUUUAACAAAACAAACAAACAAAAAAAGGCUGACUUGAAGUUUGAAAAUACCACCAAUUUUAUUUUUUUUUGGGGGGGGGGGGAUAAAUUAUUUUUUUUGGGUCACUUUGAAAGACAAACCAUCUCUCCACAGAAGCUUUGUCAUAUACUGUCGUACCAGAAAGUCAUCAUGCUGAAGAAACGUUGAUGUUAAAAACCUGUUAUUUAUUUAUUUUGGGCUGCAUCUUUACCCAGAUUUGUACUUUUUACGAGAAAAAGGAGGAGGUGGGACGAGUACUUAGCCUGUAUUUGUAGAUUUUUCCUUGUUGUGUAUAGACGUUGUCUUCCUAUCUAGGAGGGGGGGGGGGGGGGGAGGAAGUAAGAUCAUGAACGGCUUGUUUUUUGUUUUUUUUAACUGCCUUGAAUAUAUCUUUUGUCAUAUAUCAAACCCCCCCCCCCCUGCUCUGUAAUAACGGUAUUCACCACAGUCAUACAUCUAUAUAUAUAUAUAUUUUCCCAUUCAACAGUGUUUUGUUUUUUUCAAUACACAUCAACAA